AUGUCACUGCGAUCCUUCGCCCCGCUGGUCCUCGCGGCGCUCGCUCUGGCUCUGCCGGCAGCUGCCCACGAGCACGGCGAAGAUAAGAUUCCCGAAGGAGCGACAAUAUCAGUAGAGCCGAUUGACGCCACAUUAUGGGUGCACAUCCUUCUCAUGACCUUUACGUGGGGCAUCCUCUUCCCCUUUGGCAUGGUUCUCGGUAUUAUCAAGUCUCGCUGGCACGUUCCCGUUCAGGUGACCUCGACCGCCCUCGCCAUCCUCGGCUACGUCCUUGGCCACAUGCACAAGGGCCGCCAGUUCAACGGCAACAACGUCCACGCCAAGUUUGCAACGCCCCUCUUCUUUGUGCUGAUCGCGCAAGUCACACUCGGCGUCUACCUCCGUCUCCAUCUCGAACGUGGCUUCCAAGGCCGCAUCCGCCCCAUCUUCCGCAUCGCCCACGGCAUCUUGGGCAAGGCCUUUCCCGUCCUUGCCUGGGUCCAGAUGGUCUUUGGCGGCAUCACCGCCCUCGGCUUCUGCCAGGGCGACCAUGUCGGCCAGUGCGCGGCCCACUUUAUCAUGGGCGGCGCCUUCAUCGCCUACGGCAUUCUGCUGACCAUUCUGCUGCUGGUCGGCCAGGUCUGGCUCAAGCGCUCUGGUCGCUCGCCCGAGUUCUUCGACAGCUGCGUCAUUGCCGCCUGGGGCUGCGUCAACACCUUCACGGAGCACCGCUGGGGCACGGCCUGGGUCAAGAAUGACUGGCAGCACACCACCAUGGGCAUCAUCUGGUGGAGCGCCGGUCUGGCCGGUGUGUGGCUGAGCCGUGGCCGCGACGGCCGCCCGCAGCGCAACUUCAUCCCCGGCUUCGUGAUCCUCAUCACCGGCUGGGCCAUGUCGGCGCACCCGCAGGAGCUGAUGAUCAGCGCCGCGACGCACAAAAUGUUUGGCUACACGCUCAUGGCUGCCGGUCUGACGCGCAUCAUCGAGGUCGCGUUUGUUGUCCGCGACAAGAACGGCAUCUCCAACGACAGCACUGAGUCCAGCAGCUUCCAAUUCAUUCCUGUUUUUCUCCUCUACGCUGCUGGAUUCCUCUUCAUGGGUGCCACUGAGGAACAGAUGCUGCUGGUCGCCGGCUCCGGCAUCGACCAUGUCGCCUACAUUCUCAUCCUGUACAGCCUUGCCUUCCUCAUGUUCCUCUUUGUCAACAUGCUCAUCUCACUGUACGACCGCACAGCCAACGCCGAGCUGCUGGCUGCGAAGAACAAGCAGCGCCAGUCUGCCGACGCCGCCGAGGCUGCGUCUGUCCGCCUCAACGGCACCGCCCGCGCCGAGAACCGCCAAGUCCGUGACGCCGAGGAGUUUGAGCUGGGCGAGCUCAUGAGCGAAGACGAGGAGGACGAGGAGCAGUCUGCGCGCCGGACACUGCUCAAGCAGGAGGGCCACGGUCAUGACGAUGAGGAGGCCGGCACAGCCCUUAUGAACGGCAACGGCCAGGCGCACCACUCAUAA
Molecule: messenger RNA, 1488 nt
Organism: Sporothrix brasiliensis 5110
Lineage: Eukaryota; Fungi; Ascomycota; Sordariomycetes; Ophiostomatales; Ophiostomataceae
Exons: 4
Coding region: 1-1488 (495 amino acids)
Source: RefSeq, a predicted model, not a curated record